CGCGUUGGCCAGUGUUUUUUUGUGUAUUCUGAAUUGGCUGUUUUAUUAAUCUUUUUUUCCAAAAUACAAAAGAUUUUUUUUGAUUAAAAUUGACAAAAUCAAUUCCUUCUAAUUAUGGCUACUGUAAGUCAACCACCAUCCGAAGAAUUAGUGCUUAAAGGCACCCUAAUUGGUCAUUCAAAUUGGGUUACUCAAAUUGCUACCACCAAACAAUAUCCUGAUACCAUCUUGUCAUCAUCGCGUGACAAAACAUUGAUCGUCUGGAAAUUGAACCAUGAUGAAGCUAAUUAUGGUUAUCCAUUGAAACGUUUACGUGGUCAUGGUCAUUUUAUCACUGAUGUAGUUUUGUCGCAAGACGGUCAUUAUGCUUUGUCUGGAUCCUGGGACAAAACUCUUCGAUUGUGGGACUUGAAUCUUUGCAAAACUACCCGACGUUUUGAAGGACAUACUAACGAUGUUUUAUCAGUAGCAUUUUCUCCGGAUAACCGACAGAUCGUCAGUGGCUCGCGAGAUAAAUCGAUUAAAUUGUGGAAUACUAUCGCUCAAUGCAAGUAUUCGAUCGAAGAAGCAAACGGCCAUUCUGAUUGGGUAUCAUGUGUACGAUUUUCUCCAUCCAGUACAAAUCCAAUCAUCGUUAGUGCCGGUUGGGACCGUAUGGUCAAGGUUUGGAAUCUAGCAAACUGUCGUCUUAAGACUGAUCAUAUUGGUCAUGUUGGAUAUUUGAACACUGUGACAGUUUCACCUGAUGGUUCGUUAUGCGCUUCUGGUGGAAAAGAUUUCAAAGCCAUGUUAUGGGAUCUUACUGAAGGCAAACAUUUAUAUACAUUGGAUCAUAACGAUAUCAUCAAUGCUUUAUGUUUUUCACCGAACAAAUAUUGGCUCUGUGUUGCCACUGGUCCAACAAUUAAAAUAUGGGAUUUGGAAGGCAAAAAUUUGGUCGAUGAACUUAAACCUGAAAUUUUGGCCAGUAAAGGCAAAGCACCACAAUGUAUUUCGUUGGCUUGGUCGCAUGAUGGUUCCACUUUGUUUGCUGGUUAUACGGACAACCAAAUUAGAGUAUGGCAAGUUGUACCAGCUUCUAUGUCAUCUUCGGCUUAAGUUAAACAAAAAAAUUUUUAUGAAUUGAUUAAUAUGAAAACAAUAAAAAAUUUUUAUUGAA
Molecule: messenger RNA, 1159 nt
Organism: Dermatophagoides farinae (American house dust mite)
Lineage: Eukaryota; Metazoa; Arthropoda; Arachnida; Sarcoptiformes; Pyroglyphidae
Gene: Rack1
Product: Receptor of activated protein kinase C 1
Molecular function (GO): protein binding; ribosome binding; translation regulator activity
Source: RefSeq, a predicted model, not a curated record